AUGCCUUCAUACGAGCAAAUCAAGUCAGAGAUCUUGCAUCUAUCGAAAACCUGUGAACAUAUCCGACCAGCUACAACAGACGAUGAGAUCUAUCGUUGCUUUGUAAAUCCACCCAAAAUUGAUCCUGAAGACAUUGAAGAAGGGAUGUAUUUGUCGGUAAACAAAACGAUGGACAGCGUCUUUGGUGCCGAAUUGUUAAACAAAAAUGUCUUCACCGGGCCCUAUGGAGUUGAUCUUGUUAUAAAAUGGUCGGACAAAGCACGAGAGCACAAGACUUGGGAUAAAAGUUCCGAUCAACUUCUAAAAUUAAAACUGGAAAGGAUACGCACCCACUUGAUUGAUUCUGGUGGUUUACUUCCAAACAAUAGUCCCAUUAGAGCAGGCUUGACAGCUUCCAAGAAUACUCCCAAAGGAAAGAAGCGACGAGUUGUUUCUCAACCUUCACCUGACAUAAAUUCCAACAAAAGUGUAAGCAAUAUCGAUAAGCCGGCUGCGAAACGUCAACAACCUGAAGCACCGUCUAGUGUUGUGGUCAUCUCUUCCGAUGAUGAUGAAAAUCAACAUCCUGGCAGCUGUUCUACCGGCAUAUCAGCAAAUAAAACUAGCAACCAGAAGACCUCCAACAAGAUCUCCAAGAUCUCCAAGAUCUCCGAUAUCCUUCGACUCUGCCCUUUAUCCAAAGACGACAAGCCUUGCACCAGAUGUCGCGUGGAGACUGCAGUAUUGGGCAACAAAUACUUUUGGUGCCACUGUAGUAAUAAGAGACUUGUUCUGUCGAAUGGUCGAGUUGAGACUGCUGCAGAACACUGGAAAUCAAAAAGAUGUCAAGUUAAGACACGUCAUAUACAAUCCAGUGCCGUUCUCACGUCUUUCUAUGCCACGAUACCAGCCGAGCCAAAGAAGAAAAAAGGUUAUGAAGAAGUACCAUGUCCUGGCCUGACCGAUGCGACUUGGGAACGACCAAAAGCAACAUAUUCAAUUGCAUACUUCAUUGAGCAUACCUGCACUAUCUAUCGAGGAAAUGAUCGAAAUGCUAUUCGCAAAGAGUUGUUUGGCGAAAAAGCAACCGAGUCCUCACUUACAAAGACUCAAAAGGCACAGCUAAUAUCCACUCUCGAUAGCCGAGCGAUUUGGGAAGUGAAGCGACAUGGCGAACGAAGCGGUGUGUACUCAAAAAAGUGCCUUCGCACUGGAUUACGAAAGAAGAAUUCAGAUGAUGUUCCUUGUGCUGAAUGUGAAGAGAUCAAAGGAAACCAUGCAUUGAUCAGCGCACUCAACCACAAAUAUGCCGACGAUGACAAUCUCAAAUUCAUCAACGAUCAUAUCAUGUCUACCGAUGCUUUCCACGCCACUAUAAGAAAAUACGCAGAAUUAAAGAUGUUUGAUAAGUCACUGGAGAGUUCACGAGAUGGAGAUUUUGGCGACUUCCUCACUCGUCUUGCUGCCCACGCUAGGAGAGGACUUUUUCAAAAUUGUGAGGUUGUACAAGGUCUGAUCAAACAGGUAUCAUUACGAGCGGAGCGAGAGGCAGCCGGAAAGUCGCUUCGAGGAUUGCGAAUCGAUGCCUACCUUGAUGAUACUCUCACCACUCUUGGUGCCAUGAGUCGAAGUGCUUUGGAACUUUUCAAUAGCACAUUUGCUGGUCGUGGAAUUCGCAGUCAACGUGCUAUUCAGGCCAAGAAUGGGAAGAUGGAAGCCGAGAUACAUCCGGCAAACUUCGAACGCAUCGCCAAAACCCUCAAGGAACUUGGUUAUGACGGUCCGAUAGCCGCAGCAUCCGAUCAAACUGUUUGUGUAAAAGCGUUGAGACACCAUAAUGGAUGUCUGGUUGGAGCCGAAGGUGGCGAUGUCAAAUUCAGCAAUGCAGAUGAGCUGCGUGAUUUGAUGAAAGAGAUAGUCAAGGGUGAUAAGCUGUGCUCUGAACUUAUACAAUACAAGUCCCUUUACCAAACAUACCUACAACACUACACCAUCAUCACACAUGCUCUUCGGGCUGGAAUCAACAUCAUGUCAAUGGGCGCUGAUGGAGCGGCUACUGAAAUCUCGGCUCAAGAAAAGCUCAAGAACAAAACUGAUCAAUACCUGACUUAUUCAAAAUCAAGCUUGAAUGUUUAUGUGAAAGUCCCACUCUUUGGGGAUCCUCCUCGCCCUGUUGUAACAGUUCAGGAUCCAAAACAUGCACGAAAGACUGGUGCAAAUCAAUUACUAUCCGGAGCCCGUUUGAUUGUGAUUGGAAUGCAUGUCAUGACUAUUCAACAAUUAGCACAGAUCCUCCAAAUGCCUAAUAGUCCUCUUAUGGCCAAAGACGUAUUCGAUUGUGAUAAACAGGAAGACGGUCGAGCCUUUCGAACAACCAACUCCCUAACACUGGCUGCCUCGCUUAGGCUACCGGGAAACGAAGGCUUAGCAAUUUUUCUCUAUGUAAUCGGGGAGUUGGUAGACUCUUGGUUGAACAAAAAAAUCGGCCACCGCGAAAGGAUUCGAUCUGCAUGGACGGCAGGCUUCUUUCUAAGAAGAUGGAAAGCUUAUCUACAGAAACGCGAGACCGAAACAAACGGUCUCAUGACAUUUCAUCUUAAUUGCAUUUCACACGCUAGCUUCAAGAUAUUUUCUUCACUACCUGAAUCCCUCCUUGCUUUGAUCAUCUCUCACCGACAAUACUAUCCAGACUACCCACUAUGCCCUUGGAAGCACGGAACCGAAUCAUGUGAACACAUCUUCGGAUGGAUGCGAGUAAUCGCUCCUCGUUUCACUGUCCUGGAUGCCCGAUUCAUGAUGCCCAAGAUACACGCUGUUGUCAAGAGUGUGAUGGGUGGGAAGAUUAAAAUACCACCUUCUGAACACAUGCACUCGGGCUAUCAAUAUGCUUGGGGCGACGAGGAGGCUGUUGAAGCAAUUGAACUGCUGAAACAGUUUCCAACAAAUGCUGAGAUUGGUGAAGAGCUCACCAUAGCUAAUCGGCUUGCAAAUAGCCUUGCUCAUUUAGCCGGAAUGGGACCAUUAGAGCCAGAAGACGAAGACCUGCCUGUUCAAGAUAUCCUCAAUGGACUCCCGCCCGAUCUUGAUGAUACCACUCCAGAUGUAUCAACCUGUGCAACAAAAGAUUAUCGGGUCAAAUACAACCAUCAGCCUGGGGACUUUCCCGAAAAUGUUACUUUCGCCGAAGCUGCUACCUUGGCAAAGGAACAAAAUUCACUCGACAUAUUACUUGAUCAAGUUCCAGACGAGGUUGAAACUGAUACAGUUCAAAAUGCAGCAAUGGUGAUUGCAAACUUGCUCAACAGUGAUGCUCGGCUGCCAGCUGGUCCGAUCCAAGCCGCUGGAGAUUAG
Melampsora larici-populina 98AG31 is the source of this 3330-nucleotide messenger RNA. RefSeq lists its product as uncharacterized. The coding region runs from base 1 to 3330 and encodes 1109 amino acids. NCBI's taxonomy places the organism in Eukaryota, Fungi, Basidiomycota, Pucciniomycetes, Pucciniales, Melampsoraceae. The record is from RefSeq and is a predicted model, not a curated record. The transcript has 8 exons.